Prosopis cineraria is the source of this 997-nucleotide messenger RNA. RefSeq names its product late embryogenesis abundant protein. The transcript has 2 exons. The coding region runs from base 150 to 821 and encodes 223 amino acids. The record is from RefSeq and is a predicted model, not a curated record. Lineage: Eukaryota; Viridiplantae; Streptophyta; Magnoliopsida; Fabales; Fabaceae. Gene Ontology annotation, biological process: response to water.
CCAGGGUCUGCAUGCAAAAUGUCCACCGCCAUUGGUUUUCCUAAUUUAAAAGCAGAUCUCCUUCGUGGUUAAGGCCAUGGUGCUUUCCUCCUAAGUACGAAGCUCUCCGUUUUGGUACGAAGCUCUACGUUUUGGUACGAACGAUCGAAAUGGCCGAAGCCCAACUACGUGACGAACGUGGUAAUCCCAUCCAACUCACCGACCAGUACGGCAACCCUGUCAAGUUAACCGACGAGCACGGCAACCCCGUCCACCUAGCCGGUGUUGCCACCACCGUUCCUGCCGCCGGAUCCCACUAUGGCUCUCAAGGCACCGGCACCACCGGUUUUGGGACACACGGUGGUGUAACGGGAACGAAUACCAGUGGAUUCGGCACGUACGGUACAGGGACUUACGGUGGCGGUGCAACCCGGGGAACGGGUAUUGGUGGCGGUACGACAGUGGGGGAUUUGAUGAGCGACCACACAAAGCAGCAUCACACCGGAGAACUUCGUCGAUCCAACAGUUCAAGCUCCAGCUCGUCCGAGGAUGACGGGGAAGGCGGGAGGAGAAAGAAGAAAGGAUGGAAGGAGAAAAUAAAGGAGAAGCUGCCGGGAGGAGGAGGAGGAGGAGAAGCUAUAAAUUAUCCUCAGAACCAGGGACACGUGAAGACCACAACCACAGAUACUUAUACAACAACUAUGGCUACAGGUCAUGGUCAACUUCCCACCGGUGCUGGCGGCGUAAAACACCACGACACUGGGCAUGAGCACCACGAGCAUCAUGAGAAGAAGAGUAUAAUGGAGAAGAUCAGAGACAAGUUGCCUGGUGCCCAUCACUGAAUCACCACCUGCUUCUUACCCACUUGCUAGCUGCUCCUCAUGCUUUAAUUCAGUUCCUUUCCUGUAAUGUAUAAUUUCACUUGUAUCGUGGGUUUGUUUGUGGAUGUUUUCCCCCCUAUAUAGCACGCCUUUUUAUUAUGCAAUUCAGAUCUCUCUCGUGUUUAGUUUAAAAUAAA